CCCGGCUUGACUGACACUCGCUGCCGAGCGGAGCGAGACAGAAGGUCAGUACAGUAAGCAGAAGCAGACGCAGACAUGGCUUCGCACGUUAGCAUGUGCUGCCGCCUGUUUGGGAGACGAACCCGUUUACCACAUUUUAAAAAACUCUUCGGCGUGAACGGGAACAUUUGGCGGCGGUAUUCCGGUGCUACGCACAAGGAAGAUGAGGCUGAACUCGGAAACCCGACUUCAUCUGCUGCCAACUUUGCGUCAUCACCGAAAACCGGGUCCAGACGGGAGAGGCUGAACGAUGACAACAUUCUACCCUUUUCAGCGUUUUUGACUGACAGCUUUGGGCGGAGGCACAGCUACCUGCGCAUCUCCCUGACGGAGAAAUGCAACCUGCGCUGUCAGUACUGCAUGCCAGAUGAGGGGGUGAAGCUGACGCCCCGGAGUCAACUGCUGACCACCUCGGAAGUGCUGACCCUGGCUCGCCUCUUUGUCCGCGAGGGGGUGGAGAAGAUCCGCCUGACUGGAGGAGAGCCGCUCAUCAAACCUGACAUAGUGGAUAUCCUCAAGGAACUGAGGAAGUUGGAGGGCCUGAAGACCAUUGCAGUGACAACCAACGGCAUGAACUUGGCCAGGCUUCUGCCUAAGCUGAAAGAAGCGGGCCUUGAUCUGAUCAACAUCAGCCUUGAUUCCCUGGUCCCCGCUAAGUUUGAGUUCAUUGUCAGGCGGAAAGGGUUCCACAAGGUGAUGGAGGGCAUAGAUAUGGCCAUCGAAAUGGGCUUCAACCCUGUGAAGGUGAACUGCGUGGUCAUGCGAGGCCUCAACGAGGAUGAGCUGCUGCACUUUGUGGCGCUGACAGAGAAGAAGCCUCUGGAGGUGCGCUUCAUCGAAUACAUGCCCUUCGAUGGCAACAAGUGGAACUUUAAGAAGAUGGUGAGUUACCAGGAGAUGCUGGACCUCAUCAGGCAGAAGUGGCCCGACCUGGAAACACUUCAAAGUGGAUGCCAAACUUCAAAGAUGUUUAAAGUGCCAGGCUUCACAGGGCAGGUGGGCUUCAUCACCUCCAUGUCUGAACAUUUCUGUGGCUCCUGCAACCGCCUGCGUAUCACAGCAGAUGGCAGCCUCAAGGUCUGUUUGUUUGGGAACUCCGAGGUGUCUCUGAGAGAUGUGUUGCGCUCCGGGGCAUCCGACAAAGAGCUUUUGCAAAUCAUCGGCGUCGCUGUGGGCAGCAAGAAGAAACAACAUGCAGGCAUGUUCAAUAUCUCCAAGAUGAAGAACAGGCCUAUGAUCCACAUUGGCAGCACUUGCCAAAGGCCUUUGUCUCCGGCAGAGUUGCGAGACAGCCGCAGAGCUUUCCCCGCGAUUUCCCUUCUUCCAAACAAUACGUUCUUCUCUUCAGCCGCCCCUCCUCAGCCAUGGCGCUCAGGCGGCAGCAGAGCCCCUCACAGAGAGGGUUUCUUGUGCCUUUGGGAUUUCACUGCUUCAACACAGGCUGCCCAUGUUUGCUCCUCUAGUGGGGGUACCCAUGUAUGGUCACAUGUCAUGAAUGAUAACUGUGAGGCCACUGACAGCCUCCGCAGUGUAGCCCCCCUUCACUACCCCAACUUAGUCAGUGGUCUGGAUCUCAUCGGCGCUCGCACUGAGACGGCACGCACAAACUCCUUGAGCUGCAUAAAUGGAGACCGCCUCAGGUACAAACAAGCCAGGGGUCCUUACCCUCCGACUAACCGCUUCCUCAGGACCCCAGGAGCACCUGCUUUCCGCACACAGCUACCGAACGGAGAUGUCAAACGACGCUAUGUUCGACGGUGCCGCAGUCGGAGUUCCGGAGACCCCGCCGGUGAACUCAGACGAUCAGCAAGCAGCCGGACACGGUCGCGGUCAAGCGACUGCAGUGCUCGCCCCGACGACUCUGCAGAAGCUCAACUUACUCACAUGGACGGCGAGGGCCGAGUCACCAUGGUGGAUGUCGGCGGUAAGGCUCCCAUGCGGCGGACGGCCUCGGCUAGCGCGACCGUCCUCCUGGGCACCACCGCCUUCCGGUUGCUCCGGGACCACCAGCUGGCCAAGGGCGACGCCUUGGCCACGGCGCAGCUGUCCGGCAUCAUGGCCGCCAAGCAGACCUCCGCCCUCAUCCCGCUGUGCCACGCGCUCCCAUUGGACCACACCUCAGUCACCUUUGACCUCGUCGAGCCACAGAACGCAGCGGUUGUGACGGCGACGUGCCGCUGCACCGGCCGGACAGGGGUUGAGAUGGAGGCUCUGACAGCCGCCUCCAUCGCCGCGCUGACCAUCUACGACAUGUGCAAGGCAGUGAGCCAUGACAUCAUCAUCACCGACGUGAAACUGGUCAGUAAGACCGGCGGCAAGAGGAACUUUCAUCGUCAUUCCUGAGGCCCCCUGCCCACCUUUUCUAUGUUUUACUUGGGUUUCAACCAUCGCACAAUGCCAUGGGUAGGGUUUGACCUCCUCUGCCUUCUCUACCAGCAUUUACCAUAUUUUCAAUGGUGCUGUUGUACUGCCGGGACUGCAGUAGAUACAUUAUCUGGACUUUGGUUCUGUUCUUCUAUCAAAAAAGUUCAAGAAAGAACCAUCUGUAAACAGUCAGGACAGCUGGCACACUGCUGCUUUGCAGGCCUCUCUUGCUUAGGAGAGAACUUUAGUCCACAAUUUGUAACCUCACAAAGCUUUUCCUUAAUGCAAAGCGUCCUUUCUAUGUUGUCAGUUUAGACGGCAUCUUUUAUUCUGGAUCACUUAUCUCGCCGUCUGUUCAACAAAUCAUGUACCUAGCAUUGAUUGGUCUUCUGAACGAGUUGUUCAUAAGACAAUUACCCUGCAACAUUACCGCUACUCUUUUCCCCUGCCCUGAAGAUGACUGGUUCACUGCCCUCUAGUGGUGACAGUCAUGAACUACAGCACAAGUCAUACAAAGGGAAUAUCCCUAUGAUAUUAGUAACGUAGCGUGUAAAAGAGGAGCCAACAAGCAUUAACCCGACUUGUAACAUACAUGAGGAAAUGUGUUCUAAAUUGUUACAUUGUCAUAUGUAAAGACUUGAUUGAGUUGAUACAGUUUGAUGGACAAGGUUUGACAGCCAAUGGGAAGUGCUGGAAUUGACAUUCAAUUCAUUAUAUUUUGUAUAACCCAAAAUCACAGAUUUGCCUCAGAGGGAUUUACAGUCUGUACACAUCCUCUGUCCUAAAUCCCUCACAUCAGCACAGAGAAAAUGUGAAAAAAACCUUUAUCGCGGAGAAAAAAAGGGAAGAAAUGUUAGGGAGAUUGUCACAGGAAAGACCCCAAAUGCCUUAACCGUUUAAGGCGUAUGCAAUGAUAAUUGCAAGCAGAAACUGCCUCAUUUAAAGGGACCAAAAGAACUAAGACGAGCUGACGGUGAUGUGAAAUCUGCAGAGCCACUAAUGAUGGAUUUCCUGCCUGUUUGCCUCCUCAAGUCUAAAUAUAACCCUGGACUGGAGUUUGUGUUAGUAUUGUUUUCUUUUAAAUGUUGUUCUAUCAUCAUCUGAAACGUCUCAACGAGCCUUCCUGGUGUCCAGCGUUGUUGAUGCUCUGUUGGAGAAGAACUUCCAGCCCACAAGAGAGGCUCAGCUGAAGAAGAAAGUGGCCUUAUGGCCAAAAAUAAACUACAAUGCUACUACGUCUGCAUUCAUUGCAUCUGCAAUAGCUCCUGGGCUCUCGUUUGCUGCUGAUGUGACUCUGCUGGUUACUGUCAUCAGAGAGUACCAAGUUCAUUUGAGUCUCGACAGGCGGUCACUGCUAGCUAAGAAGUGCCUCUUAAAAUAGCUGCUUACUUAGGAACAGCUGCUUCUAUUACAGCAUACUGACUUGUGUCUUCUUCAGAAGUCAUGGAAGAGGCCAAAGUUAUCAACUGCUUGGGAAAAUCUUUUAAUUUAAGAUUAGCAAAGAGACAGAAUAUAAAAAUGGUCUAUUUCAUGACCCUGUGUGGUCAGAAGUAUUUGGACUGAGACACCAUUUUUCUAAAUAAAACUCCAAAUGAUUUAAACGGAA
This is a messenger RNA of Gasterosteus aculeatus aculeatus (three-spined stickleback), 4009 nucleotides long. RefSeq names its product molybdenum cofactor synthesis 1 (gene mocs1). NCBI's taxonomy places the organism in Eukaryota, Metazoa, Chordata, Actinopteri, Perciformes, Gasterosteidae. Gene Ontology annotation, molecular function: metal ion binding; 4 iron, 4 sulfur cluster binding; GTP 3',8'-cyclase activity. Gene Ontology annotation, biological process: Mo-molybdopterin cofactor biosynthetic process. The record is from RefSeq and is a predicted model, not a curated record.